AUGAAUGCCUUGGCCGGCUACGGCAGCUCCAGUGAUUCGGACGCCGACGCGCCAGCUGCGGCACCCCCGGCGCCCGCCGCAGCCUCGACGCCGACGGCGCGGCACGACGACGGGUCAUCCCCGGCGCCUGCUGCAGCUCCCACGCCGAUGGCGCGGCACGACGAAGGAUUGUUAGGGGAGUCGGAGUCCGAGGACGAAGCCGAGGCCGCCGCGCCCGCCGCCGUUUCCACGAGCGGCCUGCCGUCGGCCGCGAGCCUGCUCGACGGCGGCGGCACGGCGGCGUGGCUCGCCAAGCCCGCCUGGGCCGCGGCGCCGCGCGAGCCCGACCCGGUCCCGGCGCGGCCGUCCGCGGCGGUCGCGGCCCGCGCGGCCGCGGCGGCCGGCGCGGCGCGCGAGGCGCAGGAGGGCGAGUACGGCCACGACAUGUACGAACGCUACGACCCCGCCCGGGGCUGGGUCGGCAAGCAGGCGUCGAACAUCGAGCACGACGACCUGCGCGGCUACGGCACGCACCUCGCCGCGGCCGGCCGGCGGCCGCCUCCGCAACAGCGCGCGGCGCCGCCGCCGCCGCCCAAACCGGCGGCGAAGCGCGGGAGCGGCGACCGCAGCGCCAAGCCGACGGGCAAGGAGCGCGUCAAGCAGCAGCGCCUCAACGGCCAGUCGGGCAUCGGCGACCACUUUCGGGUCUGGCGGUCGGAGGAGGAGAUGCGCAUGCGGCAGACGUAUGACUAAGCUAUACCUUUUGUUUUU
Molecule: messenger RNA, 750 nt
Organism: Pelagomonas calceolata
Lineage: Eukaryota; Pelagophyceae; Pelagomonadales; Pelagomonadaceae
Source: the annotation of a GenBank genome assembly